Messenger RNA from Triticum urartu, 1250 nucleotides. The record is from RefSeq and is a predicted model, not a curated record. NCBI's taxonomy places the organism in Eukaryota, Viridiplantae, Streptophyta, Magnoliopsida, Poales, Poaceae.
ACUAUGUGAUUCCUAAAUAUGACAUGCAUAUCUUAUAUAAUGUUUCAGAAUUUCCUGAUGAGGUGGAGACACCCUUAGAUGUCCCGGCAAGAAAACGUUUCGCAAAAUACAGAGGUCUAAAAUCAUUUAGGACAUCAUCCUGGGAUCCUAAGGAAUCUUUGCCACCUGAAUAUGCAAGAAUAUUUGCAUUCGAUAAGUUUACACGAACACAAAAGCACGUGCUUGCUAAAAGGGCUGAGCUAGAUGAAGAAAGCUCAAAGGAUUGUGCCCGAAUAGGAUCAUAUGUUAUGCUUCACGUGAAAAAUGUUCCUACAGAUGUUGCCUCCAAACUUUGUCAUCCAUCAAGAAGAUUACCUGUGGUUGUUUCUGGUCUUCUUCAACAUGAGUCGAAAAUUUCAGUUCUUCAUUUCAGCAUAAAAAAGCAUGACUCCUAUGAAGCUCCUAUCAGAAGUAAGGAACCUCUUAUUUUCAAUGUUGGAUUCCGGCAGUUUACGGCAAGGCCACUAUUUUCAUCUGACAACAUCAAUUGCAAUAAGCAUAAGAUGGAGAGAUUUUUACAUCAUGGGCGAUUUUCUAUUGCUUCCGUCUAUGCUCCAAUUUCCUUUCCACCCGUUCCUCUGAUUGUUUUGAAGAACAUAGAUGGGCAACAACCUGUCAUUGCUGCAGUAGGUACACUGAAAAGUGUGGAUCCUGACCAGAUUAUUCUCAAAAAAAUUGUUUUGACUGGGUAUCCCCAGAGAGUCUCGAAACUCAAAGCAAUGGUGCGGUACAUGUUCCACCACCCAGAAGACGUCAGAUGGUUCAAGCCUGUCGAGCUGUGGACGAAACAUGGCAAACGCGGCCGGAUCAAGGAGACUGUCGGCACUCACGGUUCCAUGAAGUGCAUAUUCAACAGCAGCGUCCAGCAGCAUGAUACCGUGUGCAUGAGUUUGUUCAAACGAGCUUUCCCCAAAUGGCCAGAACAGUUCUAUCUUCAGAUAUAAGAAUACUCGUAUACUUUGCAUACCGGCUAUAAAGGGUGCGAACGAGCUUCUGGCUCUCGGUGGAUUGUAUCCCGUAGCCCAUGGAAGUGGAGUGGUGGCGCGUGCUUGUUUGAUGCAGCUCAUAUAGGUCUUGUACCAAGAUGGAGGGAGAUGCAGCUUUGCUGUGUGUUGUAUUGCCUUGACUGUUUUGUCUGUUUAUGUUACCAACAUGGCUGGAUUUUGGGCAUACUGAUAAUACCUCUCAAUUUAGUGUGUUGUUUUCUUGCA